Messenger RNA from Saccoglossus kowalevskii, 2057 nucleotides. Its product is annotated as protein-lysine N-methyltransferase SMYD4-like. Gene Ontology annotation, cellular component: nucleus; cytoplasm. The record is from RefSeq and is a predicted model, not a curated record. Gene Ontology annotation, molecular function: histone deacetylase binding. NCBI's taxonomy places the organism in Eukaryota, Metazoa, Hemichordata, Enteropneusta, Harrimaniidae.
AUGGCGUCAUUCUAUGCAGGAAUUGCCAUUGAUGAUGUCGCAAAUAUUUUGGAGGAGUUACUUCUACGUUGUAACACUGAUGAUACAAGCCAUUCAACAAAACCUGAAACAUCAUCGUCAAGCUCCCAAGACGGUGCUAGUAGUGGAGAAGACAAGUUUGUUGAGUCUAAAUUAUUGUCCAAUGCAUCUAAAGCGGUUAAACUGACAAAUCACGGAGAAAAAGGACGUUAUAUUCUGGCCACUGAAACCAUAUGUCGUGGUGAAAUUAUUAUUAAAGAAAAGCCGUAUGGUUGUGUGUUGUUGCCAUCUCAUUACAAUACACGGUGUUACCACUGCGUACGAAAAACUGUUGCACCUAUUCCUUGCUGUACAUGUACUCAUGUAAGAUACUGCAGUGUAGAAUGCCAACAAGAAAGUUGGAAAUCGUAUCAUUAUAUAGAGUGCCCUCUAUGGCCAUUUCUGUCUCAGGCUGGAAACUUUUCUCAAUUGAGUCUUAGAAUACUGCUGAAAGCAGGAUGGAGUAAUAUUCAAAAAUACUCAAAAGAAGUUUCCAAUCCUGUGUCUAGUUCUCACAUUCCUGGCUGUGACACAAGGGGGAAUUAUAAAUCGGACUAUAACAGUAUUUAUAGUCUCAUUACUCAUUCGGGUAAACAGCCUUGGAAAGAUGUAUUUUUUUUCACCUUGACGUCGAUACUCCUAUCAACGCUGGUAACGAAAUUAAUAUCACCCUCUGAUGACGUCGAUGAUUUGUUGGCAGAUACUGAAGCAAUGAAAAUGACUGAAGCAGCGGAGGCUGAAAAUAAAUCUAAUAGAUCGCCUUCAGAGGAUGAAUCUCAAAUAAAUGGUAGCGCACCGAGCAGACAUACUUUGGACGCUACUGAUGCUGAUCGUGAUCGUAAUACUUCCCAAGACAAUACAACUGUAUGCAGCAAUGAUAGUAACAAAUUCCUUGCAGCUGAACAAAAACUGUCUCUCGGUGAUGCAGAGAAGGCAGUAGCGAGUGUGUUGCUGCAUCACUUGUUGCAGUUGCGAUGCAAUGUGCACGCUGUGACUGAAGUGGCCACUAAAACUGAUUCCUCCACUAGCUUUGUGGCUACUACGCAACAGAUAAGAAUCGCUGUUGCUGUGUACGGCACCGCAUCUAUGUUGAACCAUAGCUGUACUCCUAAUGUUAUCGCAGGUUACGAUGGAAACCAGUUGACAAUCCGAGCUACUGAAAUGAUAAAAAAAGGAGGCGAGGUCUUGCAUUGCUAUGGUCCACGCGUGUCCGACAUGUUUCGAGAUGAGAGACUGAAAGUGCUACGGGACCAGUAUUACUUCACAUGCAAAUGCAUGUUUUGCGGCAUACCCCAGGAGGCCAUAACCCCUUCAGGCGCUUUGCGUUGUCCACGGUGCAGCGAUAUGAGUGGCGUUUAUCAAACCCCUGAAGUAACGGGACAGUGUUGUAAUUUUGAUUGUCAUCAUAGUUGGAAGCUUGGAGAAACUGAUGAGAAAAUUGAGAAUGCCAGACAACUAUUUCGUGUGGGAAAAACUUUGAUUGGUGACAAAAACAAAGUGAAAGAGUGUCUGUCAACUCUUCACAAAGCCUAUAAAAUACAGCAGUCGGUGCUUUACAAACACAACAAAGAAUUGGCAGAAACAGAAGACUGUCUAGCGCUAUGUUAUGCUUCAUUUGGUAAUUAUCAUUAUGCUGCCAAGUAUCUGAAACUGAGUAUAAAAAGCAAUAUUAUCUUGUAUGGCGAAGACAGUAUUGAAAUUGGACAUGAAUUAUAUAAGUUGGCACAAAUUCUCUUUAAUUGUAAAAAUGUGACAGAGGGCCUCGGUGUUAUCGACAAAGCCGUGAAGAUAAUAUCUGAUCACUAUGGUGAAAACCACUCUGAUGUCAAGGAACUGCUACAAAUGAAGGCUGUGCUAAAAGACUAUAAAGAUCAGUAGAUUGGUAAAAUUUCAAUCCUGCAAUGUUUUUUUAGUAUGUAAACCAUUGUCAUACUAAUAGUACUUUCUUAAUAAUGUUUUACCAAAUUACCUGUAAUUCAAUAAAAGAGAAAAAUUACGAA